Molecule: messenger RNA, 1044 nt
Organism: Sceloporus undulatus (fence lizard)
Lineage: Eukaryota; Metazoa; Chordata; Lepidosauria; Squamata; Phrynosomatidae
Product: cell cycle checkpoint control protein RAD9A-like
Exons: 7
Biological process (GO): DNA replication checkpoint signaling; DNA repair; cellular response to ionizing radiation
Cellular component (GO): checkpoint clamp complex
Source: RefSeq, a predicted model, not a curated record
UGUGGUGAAAAUACCCCAGGUAUUUCCCACAAAGACACAAGGACACAUUGGCUUUCUGUCUCUCUCACUGCAAUUCCCUUCCCCCCCACAGGUGUUGUCAAGACCCAUGACUUGCCAUUCCAGGAGUGUGAAUCCCUGCAGGCUGACUUUGACACAGGCCAGUGCACCCAUGCCCUGCGUGCCUCUCCCAGGCUGUUAGCUGAUGCUGUGGUGCAUUUCCCACUGACUUUGGCUGAGGUGACUCUGGCUGCCAGCCCUGCUGGGAAAGUGAGCUUGCGCAGUUACCUGGAAGAAGAGAUGGAGGUGAGCCGGGCGAUGGUGACAGAGCUGUGCCUGAAUGAGGACGAGUUCCAGGCUUUCCACAUUAAGCAAGAGGCACAAAUCACUUUCUGCCUCAAGGAAUUCCGAGGUCUUCUGAGUUUUGCUGAAUCAUCAAAUCUUCCCCUUAACAUCCACUUUGACUCACCAGGCAGGCCAGCUAUCUUUACUAUGGAAGAUGCUGUGCUCGAAGUGCACCUAGUCUUAGCCACACUUGAAGAGCCAGAGAGCUCCAGUUCCGAAAUCAGCUCCUGCACUCCCAAGCCCCUUGCCCCUGCGUAUGACUUCACUAAUGAUGACAUUGAUGACUACAUGAUAGCCAUGGAAACGACAUGUGGUGGCCCAGCGGGGACAGAACCACCCUGCAGCCCCACCUUCCCCAUGAGGCACACCAAUUCAGAGGCAGAAGAGUCAGCCUGUGAUCACGAGGAGACUGUUCCUGGCACACCACCGCAAAAGAGGUUCCGGUCCCUGUUCUUUGGGUCAGUCCUGAGCCAAUCACAGUCCUUGGCCAACUCACGCUCCAGCCAAGAUGUGCUGGCAGAAGAUAGCGAGGAAGAAUCAUGAGAAACUGCCCCCACUCCCUUUCCUGUGAGAUGUAACUGAACUGUUCCCGCUAGCAAGGAGAGGUGUUUCUGUCUCGAUGGAUUCUCUUCUGGCUCACUGCCCAAUCAAAGUUCUCCCUCUUAUAAUGCAUUUUAUUAAACUGAAUGACUACCUUGUGUA